CUGAAGGGGUUAAACCCGCAGGGAAGCCUGGGGUUCCUGACCUAGAGGCAGAACCUGGGGCUUCCUCUCUCCUGGGCGAGGGGUGCGGCUGCUGCAGAAGUGGCAGAUUGUAGGUUUCCAUUCCUGGGGCGUGACCAUGCAGCUAGGCGAGGCUCUGGUGCUGGGGGUGGCCCUAUGCCUAGGGUGUUGCCACCCCCUACUGUGGGCCCCUGACCGCCCCUUCUCCGUGCUGUGGAACGUGCCCUCAGCACGCUGUAGAGCCCGCUUCGGUGUGCACCUGCCACUGGACGCCCUGGGCAUCAUAGCCAACCGUGCCCAGCGUUUCCGUGGCCAGAACAUCACUAUCUUCUACAAAAACCAGCUAGGCUUCUAUCCCUACUUUGGACCCAGGGGCACAGCUCACAAUGGAGGCAUCCCUCAAGCAGUGCUCCUUGACCACCACCUGGCACAAGCUGCUUACCAGAUCCACCGCAGCCUGGGAACUGGCUUCACUGGCCUGGCAGUGCUGGACUGGGAAGAAUGGUGCCCACUCUGGGCUGGGAACUGGGGCCGCCACCGAGCCUACCAGGAUGCCUCGUGGGCUUGGGCACAGCGGGUAUUCCCCCAUCUGGACCCCCAGGAGCAGCUCCUCAAGGCCCGAGCUGGCUUUGAACAAGCAGCCCGUGCCCUGAUGGAGGGCACACUGCGGCUGGGCCAGGCACUGCAGCCCCGUGGGCUCUGGGGUUUCUAUCGCUUCCCGGCCUGUGGCAAUGGCUGGCAUGGUGUGGGUUCCAAUUAUACGGGCCACUGCCAUGCAGCCACCCGUGCCCGCAAUACCCAGCUGCACUGGCUCUGGGCUGCCUCCAGUGCCCUCUUCCCCAGCAUCUACCUGCCACCCAGGCUGCCACCUGCUCACCGACAGGCAUUUGUCCGACACCGCCUGGAGGAGGCCUUCCGAGUGGCCUGCGCUGGGCACCUACACCCCCUGCCUGUCUUGGCCUACACCCGUCUCACGUACCAGAGCUCUGGCAGGUUCCUUUCCCAGGAUGACCUUGUGCAGACCAUCGGUGUCAGUGCAGCACUGGGGGCCGCCGGCGUGGUGCUCUGGGGAGACCUGAGCAUCUCCAGCUCUGAGGAGAAGUGCUGGCAUCUUCGUGACUACCUGGUGGGCACCCUGGGCCCCUAUGUGAUUAAUGUGACCAGAGCAGCCAUAGCCUGCAGUCAGCAGUGGUGCCAUGGCCAUGGGCGCUGUGUCCGGCAAGAUCCAGGACAGCUGGAAGCCUUUCUGCACCUGCAGCCAGAUGGCAGCCCUGGAGCUUGGGAGUCCUUCCGCUGCAGCUGCUACUGGGGCUGGGCAGGCCCCACCUGUCAGGAGCCCAGGCCUGAGCCUGGGGCCUGAAGAAACAGCAUGAAGCCAGGAUACCUGCUGCUACCCUCUGGUCCCUGCUGCCUUUCCCAGUCCUUGAGGGUUCUGUCCCACUUUGUUCUCUUCAGCU
Messenger RNA from Artibeus jamaicensis (Jamaican fruit-eating bat), 1475 nucleotides. RefSeq names its product hyaluronidase 3 (gene HYAL3). Gene Ontology annotation, molecular function: hyalurononglucosaminidase activity. The coding region runs from base 137 to 1378 and encodes 413 amino acids. Gene Ontology annotation, biological process: carbohydrate metabolic process; hyaluronan catabolic process. Gene Ontology annotation, cellular component: acrosomal vesicle. The transcript is spliced from 4 exons. Lineage: Eukaryota; Metazoa; Chordata; Mammalia; Chiroptera; Phyllostomidae. The record is from RefSeq and is a predicted model, not a curated record.